Molecule: messenger RNA, 1866 nt
Organism: Fulvia fulva
Lineage: Eukaryota; Fungi; Ascomycota; Dothideomycetes; Mycosphaerellales; Mycosphaerellaceae
Product: Sulfite oxidase
Exons: 3
Coding region: 1-1866 (621 amino acids)
Cellular component (GO): mitochondrion
Molecular function (GO): heme binding; oxidoreductase activity; molybdenum ion binding
Source: RefSeq, a predicted model, not a curated record
AUGCCACCAAUUCGGCUCCAAAACACAAUCGGCACGCCGAAACGGAUUGCCGAAAGCCUGAUAUCUAUUUCUGGCCCGAGAACGUCGGCCCGCAGCCUUACGACGCCUUCGACGAAGCACGUUGCUCAGAUUGCGCCGGGGAGAUGUCAAGAGUUGGUAUGGAAGGGAUCAAGACCGCGGUUUCCGAGAAGAGGCGUUGGUACGAUUAGAGGGACAUUCCAUUAUGCCAGAGCUGAGCCUCAGAGAGCACAUGCUGGUGGAGCGUUGGCAUUGUUGUUUGGUGCUUCGGCCAUAGCUGUUUUGGCAGCUCCGAUCACCACUUGGGUUGGUGAUCAUGUUGUGGACACCAAAGUCGAAACUGAUGCUGUUCAUAUCGAUGAUGGCCAAGUCGUUGCCGGCAUUCAGAAACAUCGUCUUGCAGAUAUAGCAAAACACGACGAGCACUCCGAGUCCAAGUGGGUCAUCCAUGGGACUGCUGUUUACGACAUUACCGAAUUCGUUGCCGGCCAUCCUGGUGGCAAGGUCAUCCUGCGAGCAUGCGGCAAAAGUAUCGAUCCGUUUUGGAAACUGUUCAGCAUCCACAACAAGCCCGAGGUCCAGAAGAUUCUUGACGACUUCUACAUUGGCGAGGUCGACGAGCGAGAUCUGAACACCGAUGGCCACAUCAAUUGGGGCGUGCUGGGUAAUGACUGUGACAGCUGCGAAGAUCCUUUCAAGGAUGAUCCAGAACGUGAUCCAGAAUUGAUAGUCCGCACUCCCAAGCCAUUCAAUGCCGAAACACCAGGCCAGCUUCUGACCGACUUCUUGACCCCCUUGCGGCUGUUCUUCGUUAGGCAUCAUCUAUGGGUCCCUAAGCUGGAGGCUGCCAAACAUAAACUCGAAAUCGAGCUGUCCGAUGGCGAGGAGAUGGCGUAUUCGAUCGACGAUCUCAAACGCAAGUUCCAGCAGCACACCGUAACGGUCACGUUACAAUGCGCAGGGAAUCGUCGAGGCCACAUGAACGAAGCCGGCAAUGGCAAGACCUCAGGACUUCCAUGGGAUUUUGGUGCCAUUGGCACUGCAGAGUUCACAGGUGUGCGCCUUCGCGAUGUUUUGCUCGACUCUGGCUAUGAUGUGACCGCAGCAUGCAUGUCAUGCCCAGACGACCCCGAAGCCGACCGCCACAUCCAUCUGUGCGCCCCAAGUGACACAUACGAGCAGUCGAUACCAUUGCAGACAGCACUGAAUCCAGCUUCAGAUGUCCUGUUGGCAUGGGAGAUGAAUGGACAGCCAAUGCCGAGAGACCAUGGUGGACCACUGCGAGCCAUCGUACCAGGAAGUGCUGCAACGCGCAGCGUGAAAUGGGUCGAGAAGGUGAGAAUCAGCUGUGACGAAUCACAAAGCAACUGGCACAGCCGGGACUAUAAGUGCUUUGGACCAAACGUAAAGGCAGCCGACCUGAAACAGGAAGACUGGGAUGAAGCACAGAGCAUCCAGGAGCUACCGGUCCAGAGUGCCAUAACUAAUAUGAAGAAGAAGGACGAUGCAUCCGUCACUCUGGACGGCUUUGCGUAUAGUGGAGGUGGUCGCAGAAUUGUGCGAGUUGACGUAAGUCCAGAUGGCGGCAAGACUUGGAGACAAGCUUGCCUGCGAAAAGACAAUGCCAAAGGUACGAGACGAUGGGCCUGGACAUUGUGGAACAUGGAAUGGCCAGAAGAUCAGCUGCCAAAAGGCGACGUCGAAUUCGUGGUUAAAGCCGUGGACGAGGCGCACAACUGCCAGCCAGCUACCUUUGAUGGAAUAUGGAACUUCCGAGGACUUCUCGGAAAUGCCUGGCAUCGUGUGAGGUAUUCCGCGGGAGAGGCUGAGCCAGCUAGGCCUGCCUAG